AAGCAAAGAGGUUAUAAGGAGACUGGCUGGCAUCCAAGAUGAUGGACUCAGCCCAGUUCUGUGGAAGAUCUGUUGAUAAUCACUUGGUUUAAUAGUCAGGUGCAGUGUUUCGCGUGUUAUAUCCAUUUGGCAUCGAGAAGAGCAGUACGUACUAAGCCAAUGAUUCAGGCAGAGACUGUAAAGCAGGCACUGCAGUGAGCUCACUGCAUCAUGGCACAAAGGAACCGAGUGGGGUGCUUCCCAAGCUAUACAAAGAAAGUAAGGUUUAAGUUCCAGGCUUCACGGAAGCACGUCCGCCCUUUUCUCCUGCAAAUCAUGGACGAUUUAGUGGAUGAUGAGCUGAAGCGAUUCAAGUUCCAUCUGAACACACAAGUACUGGAUGGAUUUGAGCCCAUUCCAGUCAGUCAGUUAGAACGUGCAGACCGGACAGAUACGGUUAAGAAAAUGAAAGAAUACUACAAUACUGAAGGUGCACUUCAGAUGACUCACGCCAUAUUGAAGAAGAUGAACAUGAAUGAUCUGGCUAAAAAACUGCGUAAUGUAAUGAAUAUCGCACGCUCUCCUCCCAAUAGUCUUAGCAUCAGCUCUCUGGGUACAAUGUCAGUCACCCUCACCUGGGACAAGCCGAAGGGGAUGGAGGACAUUUCACACAGUUACAGUGUGACGUGGGCGGACAGCAGCUCGAGCCAGAGCCAUUCGAUCAUCACAGAUGAGAAUGAAGUUGUCCUGUCCAGCCUGAGACCAGGAACAGAGUACAGCCUCUCUGUGUGCACCAUGCUGAAAGACACCAAUCUCAAGAGUGAACCUGUCACCAUCAAAACCUGUACAAGGCAUGAGCUGAGAAUUGUGCUAUUAGGAAGAACUGGAGUGGGGAAGAGUGCGACUGGGAACACCAUCCUGGGCAGGAAAGAGUUUAAGUCAGAAGUCAGCAACUACUCCGUAACGAUGAGCUGCGCUAAAGCCAGAGGCAAAGCCUGUGGAAGAAAGAUGUCAGUGGUGGACACUCCAGGCCUGUUUAACACAAAGCUGAGCAAGGAAGAUCUCAUAAAGAAGAUCACAGAGUGUGUUUCCCUCUGUGCUCCUGGGCCCCAUGCAUUCCUGGUGCUGCUGCAGGUGGGCAGAUUCACACAAGAAGAGCAGGAAACACUGAACAUCAUCCAGGAGGUUUUUGGUCCUGAAUCAGCUCAAUACACCAUGGUGCUGUUCACACAUGGAGACGUCCUGGGUGACGCUGCCGAACAAUUUCUUAGUGGUGAUACAAAGCUUAAGGAAUUCAUUGAGAAAUGCCAGGGUGGAUAUCAUGUCUUCAACAAUAAAGAUGUAUGGAAUGCGACACAGGUCACAGAUCUACUGGACAAGAUAGAGGAGAUGAUCGAAAAGAAUGGAGGAGGCCAUUACACCAAUGAGAUGUUCAUGAAGGCCAAGAAGGGCAGCAAGAAGAAGAACAAGGGAAAUAAAGAAAAACAAAAAUCUCUGGUAAAAACAAACCUGGAUGAGAGAUAUAAAGGCAAUAAUAACUAAGUAUAAAAAACAAUGAUCAGUGAAGAUAUUACAUGAUUUUCAAUUAACAUUAAACGUUUAUUCUCUCCUUAUACUUUUUCUUUUCGAAUAUCUUUAUGUAAUGGUAGUAGUAAGUUAGUAAACUAUCAUGUUGCAUUAGGACGAAUUUGCGGAUGAUUACGUCACCUAGAAUUAAUCACUGUCCUCCCGCUGCUGUGAUACAUGUGAGGUGAUUGAGGUGUGGAUUGAUUCUGAUCGGUUAUGGACUGAUCAUUCUGAGAUUCAGAUACGUCGUCCAUGAUUCACCCAUAAUAUUAUGGUGAUCACUUAUACACUUAUCACUUAUUGUUUUUCACAAAUAACGUGUUUCUCAUCAAAGGAGUGUCCUUAUCUUGUCUGAAAAAAAUCUGUGCUCUUGGAUGCUUGCCCUGUUUUUCUGGGGGGGGGGGGGGUUCCUGAGGACAGGGAAAGGUGUCGCCGAUUCGUGUUGCCCACCACUGAUCGGUGUGUGAGACCCCUGCCCCGUCUUCAGGGAGAAGGACAUCUGAGUGUAAAUAGCUUUGCAACUGCUUGUACAUUUCAUUGAUUAUUGGGAUUAAUUAUCACUGCUUGUG
Brienomyrus brachyistius is the source of this 2114-nucleotide messenger RNA. RefSeq names its product GTPase IMAP family member 7-like. Lineage: Eukaryota; Metazoa; Chordata; Actinopteri; Osteoglossiformes; Mormyridae. The transcript is spliced from 5 exons. The coding region runs from base 211 to 1521 and encodes 436 amino acids. The record is from RefSeq and is a predicted model, not a curated record. Gene Ontology annotation, molecular function: GTP binding; protein binding.